AUGACGGCCAUGGCAGUUCUUUCAGUCACGCGAAGUAAAAAAAAUCCAAAUUUAUGAUUAAUUAUUAUCGUUCAAAUUUGAUUAUAAAGUGUUUUAUUGUUAUUAUUUAGAAAAAGAAGUGUCAGUCGGUGAUUUGGGAUACUUUAAAGUGUGUUUUAUAUGGUCUAAGACGGUGAAAUGUUUCAUUUUUUUGUAAUUCACAGAAUGUGUUGUUAAAAAAAGAGGCUUUUUUACGAUCCGUGCCCAUUACAGACCAUUUAUCGAAGAAGGCUUUAGGCUCUAUAACAUCACCCUGCAAAUAUUAGGAGCGAAGAAAUAAUGGAAAACACGGACGAAGUUGCUGGCGGCCACUAGUCAAUAAUAAAGUGUUAAUUUUGACAGAUCAAACAGAGCUUCAGAAGUUGAAAUGAGUCAGAUGGCCACAGAUAUGGAUCCAUUGAGCAGCUAUGAAUACCCUUCUUACGACAAUUACAACUGCCAAGUGCCACCAUCAAUGCCAGGGUGUAAUUAUGAUGUUAAGCUUGAACAGCCGACUUCUGUGAAUCCAGAGUUUUACAGCAUCUUCAAUGCAUUACAGCAGGAGAUGCAAAAUCACCAACAAGUGUUAACAAAUUUAAAUAAUAAAAAAACUGAGCCUAACCCAAUUAAUCCAGUGCCACAGAAAGAAGAAGUCAAAUUUAACAUCAAAUCGGAAGAGAAAAAACAAAAAAAGCAGUUGAAAGGUAGAACAAGCAAAUAUUGGUCAGAAAAGAUAAAGGAUGAUAAUUUCAAGUUCUACGGCUGUUCUGUAUGCAAUAUUAGUUAUGGUACUCUCCAUGAAUUAGAUCAACAUGUGACUGUGCAUAAAGAUCGAGUUACUAGUUAUGAUUUAAAAAUAAAAAAUCUUAUAAAGAGAAAGAAACUAAAGAAGGAAAAGAAAAAAAUGAAGAAACUCAGUAAAAUUAAAACUGAAGAGCCAUUGGAAUUUGAAAUUAAGCCUGAAGAUGGUUACAUUGGUAACGAAAAAACUUCAGAGUAUAUGAAUCACAAUAAUGAGAAUCAGCCUGCAGAUCAGAAGGAUGUGAAACCAAUCACAAAUGAAAAUGAAUGCAAAGAUAAAGUUGAAAACUGUGUUGGAAUACCAGAAACUGAUAACCAGUCUUUAUUGAAUUUACAAAAGAUUUACAAGUGCUUUGCUUGUCAAAAACAGUUUACACUAAGUUACUAUCUGAAACUCCAUGUUCGUUCUCAUACAGAUGAAAAACCAUACACUUGUUCGGUGUGUGGUCAGUCGUUUAUAACUGCAAGCAAACUGGGCAGACAUAACAAGAGGAUACACCUUGCUAUAAGACACCAGUGCCGUAUCUGCUACCGAUUUUUCACUAAAUUUGAAAAUCUGACAACCCAUUUUGACAAGAAACAUUAUGAAGACAAACUAGAAGGCGAACCAUAUGACUAUAAUGCUAUAUUACCAUAUUUGAAAGAGUUAGAAGAAGAACUAAGGGAGAAAGCUGAAAAGGCAGAGAAAGAGAGAGCGAAGGUCAAUGAUCCUUGGGGUACAUGGGGAGCGAAUCCUGGAGAUGAAGGCAUUUUGAUUCCGAAGGUGGAAAUACAGGAGACAACUAAAAUUGAACCUUCGAGCGUUGUAAUAGAGGAGGUUAAAUUAGACCCCCCAGAUGUAGAGAUAAAGAUCGAACCUGUAGAAAUUGUAGAGACCAAAGAGGACCCCCCCGACGACCCAGUCAAGUCUGAGGACGAGAACGAAGACGAUGUCAAGGACGAGAGGUAUUCGGAUGACGAUUAUUUCCCAUCAAAUACGUGGGCAGUGUCUCCAAAACUGGAAGAUGCACCCCCAUCACCUAAAACCAGGGGUGCUAAAAACACCGGCCCCCUAAAAUGUACCGUGUGCGAGAAAACAUUGAGCACAGCUUCUUAUUUAAGGGUGCACAUGCGAACCCACACUGGCGAACGCCCCUUUAAAUGUUACAUAUGUAACAGGGGCUUUAUAACUUCAAGUAAAAUGCAUAGGCACGUGUUGACACACGAAGAAACAUGGCAAGGAGAUGGAGUGGAUCUAAAAACGGAAGACAUUAAAGUCGAUCCAGAGGCCGAGGCGGACGAAACGAUAAAAACUAAAAAACGCAUAAAGAAAGCAAAGGCGCAGUUCAACAAGAAAUCAAAAGGUGAAAAGAUAAAAAAAUACAAGAGCCGACCGCACUCGUGUGAGUAUUGUCAAAAGAAAUUCCUACACUUGGAGACGUUGCAGGUACAUAAAAAAUGCCAUGAAGGCGAACAGUUAGUGUUGAAAUGUGCCUUCUGCCUCGAGGUAAUGUCCGAUGAGGCAGCUCUCAAACAACACGAGCCCACACACGUGGGCCCUCGCCCUUACCUUUGCACUAUAUGCGGCAGAACUUAUAAGAAGAGGGAGACAAUGGUAUAUCACAGGAAAUACCAUAAACCUGACAAGGAAUUCCAAUGCAACGUAUGCUCGAAGAGUUUCAACGCGGCUUGUAAAUUACAACGCCAUCUAGUGAGCCACAGAGCGGAUAAAUUCGUGCUUCGAUACGAGUGUCCUGUGUGCGCGCAUAUGUUUCAUACAAAAUAUCAUGUCCAGAUGCACCUGGCUACGCAUCAGAAGGAGGGGCUAAUCGUAGAAGAAAAUCGCAAUCAGAUACUAGCAAUGGUACUACAAAACGCCAGAAAAAUACCUAAACAGCCAGACGGUGCAACAAACGUCACAGAUUUAAUACCAUCAGAUGAAAGGUCGAGGGUAUGUAACAUAUGUGGGGAGGUAUUCCAACAUUUCUAUUAUUUAGAGGAACAUUUAAAAGGGCACGCCUCAAAAAUAACCAUAGAAGAGUUAGAAAAACAGGAAGAAAAGAAACAUGUUUGUCAAGUAUGCAAUAAAAGCUUCAAGUUGCAUUACUAUUUGAAGUUGCACAGUUUCACACACACUAAAGAGAAACCUUACAUUUGCCAGCAAUGUGGGAAGGGCUUCAUCACUAAAGGCAAGCUUAAACGACAUCUGGAAACGCAUACGGGUCUCAAAAAAUACCAAUGUCAUAUAUGUUAUAAGUAUUUCACUAGGACAAGUUAUUUGAGGAUACACGUCAGGACGAUUCACGGUACACAGGAUUAUAAUUUUAGAUUACAGAAAGUUUACAAUGCCAAUAUGCAGAGUUUAUGCCAAUAAGAAAAAGUAAUGUAAUACAGGCUUGCCUUUUUUUGUUAAAAAAAGGCAUAUUUGUUAUUUUUCUUAUUAAUUACAGUUGCCUUUUUUAAAAUAUCAUUAGAAAUGAGAACUAUUAAAAAGACUUGUGUUCUUUUUAUUUAUAAAAAACUGCUGGUGCUUUUAUCAAGAAAAAUAGAAAGUAAACUAGUGAAUUAUAUUUGCCUUUUUUAAAAGACUCAUUUGAUUAUUAUACCAAUGUACAUAUUAUAAUUCUUUUGUGAAAUAAGCAGCAGAGAAGGUGAAAGUCAAUUUUGGGUUAAGGUAUUUUUUGUCAAAAUAUUUUUUAUCAGUUUUUUGUUAAUUAUGUGAUAUAGCUACUUAUUGAAUACACUUUUAAAUAAUAUUUUAUGCAAUUCGAAAAUGGACUUCAAAAUUUGUAAAAAAAUAUUUCUAUUUUUAAAAUAGGUUAGGAUUUUUUAAAUUGGUUUGGUUUUAGAAAAUCUUUUUACUUAAAACAAGCUUUGUAAAACGCCACAAAAAUAUUUUUAAGUGUUAAAUAUAUAUAUAAAUAGGUGUAAAUAUAUAAUUACACUUUAAAUAAUGAAGUAGCGACCAGUUUUUCGUCGCAAAUAAUGUUAAGUCUAGAAGACUUAUAAAAAUUGUAAUAUAUAUUACGUAAUUUACUGAUAUUAUUAAACUUUUUUCGUCCAAUUUUUAAAUAACAUACAAGUGUAUUAGGAAAAGAGGUUUU
Messenger RNA from Diatraea saccharalis (sugarcane borer), 3902 nucleotides. NCBI's taxonomy places the organism in Eukaryota, Metazoa, Arthropoda, Insecta, Lepidoptera, Crambidae. The record is from the annotation of a GenBank genome assembly.